Molecule: messenger RNA, 273 nt
Organism: Coffea eugenioides
Lineage: Eukaryota; Viridiplantae; Streptophyta; Magnoliopsida; Gentianales; Rubiaceae
Product: mini zinc finger protein 2
Exons: 1
Coding region: 1-273 (90 amino acids)
Biological process (GO): regulation of developmental process; regulation of DNA-templated transcription
Cellular component (GO): nucleus
Molecular function (GO): transcription cis-regulatory region binding; DNA-binding transcription factor activity
Source: RefSeq, a predicted model, not a curated record
AUGAAGAAGAGGCAAAUAGUAGUGAGGAAAGAGGGAUCUCGAAGAUGCUCGAGUGGCUCAGCGGUGAGGACUGUGAGGUAUGCAGAGUGCCAGAAGAACCAUGCAGCAAGCUUGGGAGGAUAUGCUGUGGAUGGAUGCAGGGAGUUCAUGGCAAGUGGUGAAGAGGGAACCAGUGGGGCGCUAACGUGUGCUGCUUGUGGCUGCCACAGGAACUUCCAUAGGAAAGAAGUGGAAAGUAGUGCUGCUGAGGCUGUUUCUGAGUCUUCUUCGUGA